This is a messenger RNA of Loxodonta africana (African savanna elephant), 4533 nucleotides long. It is a transcript of the gene GPM6B, whose product is annotated as glycoprotein M6B. The transcript is spliced from 8 exons. Gene Ontology annotation, biological process: negative regulation of serotonin uptake; neuron projection development. Gene Ontology annotation, cellular component: membrane raft; plasma membrane. The record is from RefSeq and is a predicted model, not a curated record. Lineage: Eukaryota; Metazoa; Chordata; Mammalia; Proboscidea; Elephantidae. Bases 367 to 1353 code for a protein of 328 amino acids.
UGAGCAAGCGCUUGUAAGAAAGCAAGGAAGGAGAGCGCGGUGGGGGAGCGGUCCUGCGCCCCUGGGCGCCGCAUUGAGACUUGAGGCCCCAUCAGCACAGAAGGGCUGCUUUAUAGCUGGGAUCCUUGGUGCCGUAUGGCUGCCGGCUCCUUGGCAGCUGUCUUUGUGGACCAGUGGGCAGAGGAAAAUUGACGCUGACAAGACUUGCAUCUUGGAAGGGACUGGAAUCUACUGUAGGGAAGAACAGAGCCUCUAAUCACACGGGUGUAAAUAAGAGACGGAGGGGGAGUCCGAGAGAAAAGGAAGAGGAGGGGAGAAAAAAGUGUGUGUUGGGGGGAGUGGGGCAAAGCAUUUUUGGUGGAUGGUAUGAAGCCAGCCAUGGAAACUGCAGCCGAGGAAAAUACUGAACAAAGCCAAGAGAGAAAAGUGAACAGCAGAGCUGAAAUGGAAAUUGGCAGGUACCACUGGAUGUACCCAGGCUCAAAGAACCACCAGUACCAUCCUGUGCCAACCCAGGGGGACAGGGCUGGCCCCUUGAGCAGUCCAGGCUGCUUCGAAUGCUGCAUCAAGUGUCUGGGAGGAGUCCCCUAUGCCUCCCUGGUGGCCACCAUCCUCUGCUUCUCUGGGGUCGCCUUAUUCUGUGGAUGCGGGCAUGUGGCUCUCGCUGGCACUGUGGCGAUUCUUGAGCAACACUUCUCGACCAACACCAGUGACCAUGCUUUGCUGAGUGAGGUAAUCCAGCUGAUGCAGUAUGUCAUCUACGGAAUUGCGUCCUUUUUCUUCUUGUACGGGAUCAUUCUGCUGGCAGAAGGCUUUUACACCACAAGUGCAGUGAAGGAACUGCACGGUGAGUUUAAAACCACCGCCUGUGGCCGAUGCAUCAGCGGAAUGUUUGUUUUCCUCACCUAUGUGCUUGGAGUGGCCUGGCUGGGAGUCUUUGGUUUCUCUGCGGUGCCCGUGUUUAUGUUCUAUAACAUAUGGUCAACCUGUGAAGUCAUCAAGUCACCACAGACCAAUGGGACGGCCAGCGUGGAGCAGAUCUGUGUGGAUAUCCGGCAAUACGGUAUCAUUCCUUGGAGUGCUUUCCCUGGGAAAAUAUGUGGCUCUGCCCUGGAGAACAUCUGCAACACAAAUGAGUUCUACAUGUCCUAUCACCUGUUCAUUGUGGCCUGUGCGGGAGCUGGUGCCACCGUCAUUGCCCUGAUCCACUUCCUCAUGAUACUGUCUUCUAACUGGGCUUACUUAAAGGAUGCAAGCAAAAUGCAGGCUUACCAGGAUAGCAAAGCAAAGGAGGAACAGGAACUGCAAGACAUCCAGUCCCGGUCCAAAGAACAACUCAAUUCUUACACAUAAAUGUAAAAUGUGCCAGAGCGUUUCCGCCGAAGAACUGACAGCUCUGACAAACCACCAGACAGCUCUUCUGCGGUACAGAUGUGUGUCCCACCUAACAAACUCCUGUACAAGGUCCAAACACUUCACUGUCUGUCUCAAGCUGCUGGGAUGUAUUUCUAGGAAAGCCUUCCAGUGGGUAAAUCUUUUCCUUUAGAACAGAUAUUGGAGGUUUCAUGUUAGCCAUUUUAAAAGGCAACACUUUGACAAAACGAUCGGUUCAUCCUUUUGAAAUCUGUGGCAUGUUCACACUUAGGGCUAAUCACACCAAGACAGGCCGCGGGAUGAGUCAUGCUCCUUGAUAGGGACCUGUGAUGUGCCAGCAUCAGGGGAUGUGACUGCAAACUCACACAUGGCAUCUGUCCCCAAAUCAGUGUAUCGAUAUAGGUCAUAAGAUGGCAGUUCCAUCUCUGACAGCUGACAUUACAUUUCGGCUCAUCAAAGGUAGUAUGAUUCUAGGUAGUAUGAUUCUUACAAUUGACUUUUUUUUUUUUAAUUAGCUGACGUUUUCCCCCCAAGUCCAGGACACAUGAAUUCCCUGAGCAGAUCACAAGUCCAUUUUUCAAUAAUGCUGAAAUGAGCCACUAGAAUGCUGUUGUACCUGCAGCUGAGUAAGCUGGGUUUUGACCCACUGACAAGCCUUCUGGAAUCAAUUUUAUGAUAGAUUUCAUUUUAAUAAAAUGGUAAUGACCCAGUCAUUGUCAUUCUUCUUGGGAAAUAGAUGUCAGCUCUGCCUUACUGAGUAUUUGCUUGAAAUUUCUAAGAAUUUAUAUUGCAACAGGAGACCCUAACUCCUUCACAGAAUUUUGUUCCCAUCAAUGUUUUUCUCAAUUACGAAGUGUUACCUUAUUAAAAUGACCACCAUCAUACACCAUCCUUCAGUGGUCUGGGUAAGGAGUUUACAAUUUCAUACCAACCAUCUAAAACCUAAUUAAAUAGACCACAGACCUCCUACUUUUAUAGACUUGACUACUUAAGUAAUUUAAAUUAGGGUAUUUAUUUCAUUUUUUCAUAUCUAGAUCUUAGUUUCCUGGAAUAACAAGGUUUGAUGUUCAGUGAGAAAACUGCUUGAGUUUAAUUAAGCCAUUUGCAACAGAAACUUGCCUUUUAAAUCUUUGUGUCCCGGAGCAUUCAGUGACUCCGCGUAUUGGGUGUUAGUGAUGGUAAACUGUGUGGUGUUCUUUCUGAAAUGAUACAUAUAACCGUCAGGGCCAUCAGUGCUUUUCAAGGGGGCUGCAUUCUAUAGUUAACUAUGUAUAUUCCUGUUCAGAGUUAACCUGUGGUUGGCUGUUUCCUGGAUUUUAAAACAUAUGUGUGCAGAAAUGUAUUAAAAUGAAAGGAAGCAUACCUUUAUCAAGAAGCUAUUAAAGAACAUUCCUCAAGUAUGAUGAUUUCAUUUGGAUUUUUUUCCUUGGUUAAUGCCUACAUGCCGAUUUGGCGCUUUUUUCUUUGUUCAUCGGGAGAAGCUCUCUUCUGUGUGGAACAGUUGUUGCCGACUAGCUUAGUGUUUCUUUUCCUGUUGCAUGACAGACUUCAAUAUUUUUUUCCAGCAGUGGAGGUGCUGUUAGCAUCCAGGCUCUCCUAGACGAGCAGUGUCUAAAGCCUAAUUUUCCUUUUCUAAUUCUGUUAGCUGUUGCCAGGAAUUUUUGAAAGUUUUGUUUAAGUAGUCUAAUAUUUUUUAUGUAAAAAGCAUUAAAUUUUGCUAUGUAUAAAUUUUUGUAACCUAACAGUGAAUCAAUAUUUUCUAUCAGUGCCAAGGGCUUCCUGUAGUUCUAUUCAAGUGUUACAAUAAUAAAUAUUUGUAGAUAAUAGUCGAUACUUGUGUAUGCUUAUUUUAAAGAUCUAUUUAGGUGGAAACAGUUGUGGAUGUACUGAGAGUCAUAAAUAAAAUUAUAGCUUCAUUCACUUGCCUUUUUACCAUACAUAAAUCCUUUCGUUGUCCUCGGUAUGGUGUCACUUUUAAAUACUGUGCACAAUCGCGAUUUCACACUUGCAUGGAAAUCAAGUCUGUAAGAGAGUGCUGCAUGUUUCCCUGCUGACAAAAAUCUCUUAAGUGAGAGCAAUUUGAGACAAUAUUGUAACCCGCUGGGCUGUAUACUCUGCAUAAAGCAUACCAUUAGCACUUUGUAGUUCUGUGGGAAAGUAGAGAAUUUUUCUGGCUAGCUUCUUCAACAAAUAAAAGCCAUAUACCUGUGGGAUUAGCACAAGGCUUAAACCUUCUCACUGACUGAGGAAAAGCAGAAGCGAUGGAGAGCUAUUUUGUGAAGGGUCGCUGUACCACUGGCUAUUUUAUACACCCGAAGUAUAAACGUCUAUCAGAAAGGCCAAUUCAGGUAUAUACAAAAUCUAGAUCUAACAGUUCCUCUAUAAAGCAGAAAUCAAUGAAUUUCUUAGGAUUUCAUUUUCUAAUCUGUUUCCUUAUCUGUCAGCAUGACUGUACACUGGCAUUUCCCACACCUGACGUUUCUUAGUAAGCAUCAGCCUUCGUCACUAUUUCCUCACUGACAUUUCUAACCAAGGUGCUGACUCCAGAUCAUCGCAUCAAGCAUGGCAGAGCAAUCAAGAACCCAAUUAGCGUGCUAUUUUUCACACUAAAACCUUUUUAUGUAGCAUUUUGUACAACAAUUCUUUAAGUUACAUAAGUCACUUAAACUGGUGUGUGUAAAAUACUGGCUAGGUAAGAUCACAUGCAGUGUCUUAAUGGACAAUAAUCAUGCCACAAAACAUAGAAACUUCCAGAGGGUGGAGUAGAGAUUUUUCCAUUUCUAUAGUUAUUUUUUUUUUAUAGUUAUAAAAAAUACCUUGUGAAAUUUUACCUUUAAGAGAUGACCAUAAAGUCAAAAAUUAUAGGGGGGGGGGAACCUACUCAUUUGAAAACCAAGGCAUGAAAAUAAGUCCAUUCAUUAAGAAGUGACCCAAAGAGUCCACAGUAUUAAAUUAAAAAAAUUCCUUUUAGGGCUUUUUAAUGGUAUGAUUGUCAUAAUAGUAUAGGAUCGCAAAGAGGCAACCCCCCUUGUUACGGGUAUCUUUUCCUAAAUGAUAGCACCUUUCCCUAGCUGGUGCAGGGCCAAUUUGGUCUCAAAUGUUUGUGAAAAAUUACACGUUUUACUAAAGGGAACUUUUUCAAAAUGAGUAUCACACUGA